AUGGCGUGGACUGCUGGCCAAGUGGUUCAACGACUCUAUAAACUAAAGGCCCCCAAAGUGCUGGCAUUCGCCUGCCUGCUGCUCUUAUGGAACACAUCGAUUGAUCAUAGCCAGGAGCUGUUCUUCAUAGAAUCGUUUGCUGGGAAUGCUGAAGCCACCCGAUCUGUGCAGUCAACCUUCCCCCAGCGGAUGGCAGUUGCUUUGGAUCUCAAAUAUUCAGAAACGCUGGACAUAAACUCCAACUCUGGAAUGGGGGCUGCUCUUGUGGCAGUUCUCAAAGGCGAUGCUGAUGGAUUUGUGCACUGGAUGGGCAUCCAGUGCUCAACAUGGAUUGGAACGAGUAGAGGGUCCACUGGGCGUAGCAAAUCCAACCCCUUGGGGGUGGAUUCAGAAUCAAACCGACGUGCCAACCUUAUGACUGCAAGACUGGCCCUUCUCUGCCUUUUAACGGUUGCGCUCAAUGGGACAUUUGUCAUAGAGCAGCCGAUUUCCUCACUCAUCAUGCACCACCCAAGGAUGCAAUGUCUUCAUGCUUCCUUUGAGAUAUAUCGCUGUGGGUUUUGGAUGUGGUGGUACGGUGCAAGAACUCCAAAGAGGACGGUUCUAUGGUCUUCAAGUCGGGCAGUUGGCCAAUUCUGGACUAGGAGGCUACAACGAGUGAAAGUGGAGCAAGCUCGCGCGCUCGAUCCCAACCCACCCCAGCCUGUGAAGAAGUACAAAGACUCCGAGGGCAAGCCUCGAUAUCAUGGAACAGCGGACUUGACCAAAACGGAGCACUAUCCCAAAGGCUUUGGAAAGAAGAUCGCAUCCCUCUUGCAGCUCCUCAAACCUCGCUGCGAGUAUGUCUCUCAUGAUGAUGAUGUGGACUCUAUCAAGCUCUUUGAGAGCUGGCCUUGGGAUGAUUGGGAGGAUGUACAGCUCCGACCUCUAAUCCACUACCUGUACGGUUCCACUAGCUUACGGAUCCCUGUAGAGUGGAGGCCGGUGCUACCAAAGCACUUUUGA
This is a messenger RNA of Durusdinium trenchii, 1005 nucleotides long. Lineage: Eukaryota; Dinophyceae; Suessiales; Symbiodiniaceae. The record is from the annotation of a GenBank genome assembly.